AUGGCUCCUCGGUACACCAUCUUACUGCCAACGUACAACGAAAGUGAGAAUCUUCCGAUUUGCAUAUGGCUUCUUGAGAAAUACUUGGUGGGCAUCAGUUACGAGGUUGGUGUGAUCGAUGAUGCCAGUCCAGAUGGUACACAGCAGGUUGCGGAACGUUUGCAAAAGGAGUACGGUGAAGACAAAAUUGUCCUGAAACCUCGCGAAGGAAAGCUUGGCUUGGGUACCGCCUACAUCCAUGGCCUGAAAUAUGCACGAGGAGAGUUUAUUAUUCUGAUGGACGCCGAUCUGUCUCACCAUCCAAAAUUCAUUCCUGAAAUGAUCAAAUUGCAGGAGAAAGAAAACCUGGAUAUUGUGACAGGAACGCGUUAUGCACUUGGAGGAGGAGUUUGUGGUUGGGAUGUGAAGAGAAAGACAAUAAGCAAAGGUGCAAAUUUCUUAGCUCAGUUCCUGCUCAAUCCUGGCGUUUCCGACUUGACCGGCUCAUUCCGAUUGUACCGCAAAGAGGUGCUUGCAAAGCUUAUACACGAUAGUGUCAGCAAAGGAUAUGUCUUCCAGAUGGAAAUGAUGUUCCGAGCAAGUAAAGCUGGUUACAACAUCGGUGAGGUACCCAUAACUUUUGUGGAUCGCUUCUUUGGCGAGUCUAAACUAGGCAGCCAAGAAAUUAUUGGUUACGUGAAGGGGUUAUUAUAUCUGUUUUUCUGUGUUAACUAACGUUUUUGUUGUUUUCUUGCAACAGUCGUGCUUUAAGCAUUUGUUUUUGUUGUAUCUGCAAUUCCUUUUUUUGUCUCUGAGAUAUUGUAUCGUGCAAGUGUUUACGUGUCGUUUGCAGAUGUGAU
This is a messenger RNA of Cylicocyclus nassatus, 839 nucleotides long. NCBI's taxonomy places the organism in Eukaryota, Metazoa, Nematoda, Chromadorea, Rhabditida, Strongylidae. The record is from the annotation of a GenBank genome assembly.